AUGAGUCGAGAUGAGUCUCGCUCUCAGAGAACUCAAGCUGAGAAAAAGCUUGUGAGAAAACUCGAUUUCUUUAUCAUGACAUACUGCUGUGCCGGCUACUUCUUCAACUACCUUGACCGUCAAUCAUUCGCAAAUGCAUACGUCUCAGGCCUCCGUGAGGACCUAGGUCUCGUCGCCAACGAAUACAGCAUUCUGUUGUCGAUGUGGACAGCAGGCAGUGUUGUUGGUGGCAUCCCCCAUUCCUUGAUCAUCCAGAAAGUUGCGCCUCGUAUCUGGCUUCCAUUGACCUUGAUACUCUGGUCGGGCGUGACGAUGUGUCUUGCUGCAUGCACAAACUUUGCAGGACUAUGUGCAGCUCGCUUCUUCCAGGGUCUUCUCGAAGCGAGUGUCUAUGGAGGCAGCAUGUACGUCUUUGGUUCAUGGUACACACCCUCUGAACUUUCCAAGCGCGCUGCUAUCUUCACUGCCGUUGGACAAGUCGGCAGUCUAUUCUCUGGUAUCAUGAUGACAGCCAUGAACAAAUCUUUGCACGGUAACGCCGGCCUCACUGGAUAUCAGUGGGUGUUCAUCAUCAAUGGUGUGAUGGGUAUCCCAUUUGCCAUCUUUGGUUUCCUCUUCUUCCCUGAUCUUCCUGAGACGACUAAAGUCUCAUACCUUACCAAGGAAGAGAUUCAGCUUGCUCACGACAGACUUGGACCUAGAAAAGAGAAUAGCCACAGUAUCCACUGGAAAACAUUGAUCCCGAGAGUGCUCAAGACACCGCAUAUCUACCUUAUGGCGUCUUUGUCUGUCAUCUCGGGUAUGCUGGAAGCCUUCGCCUUCCAAGGCAUGUUCCUGCUCUGGAUGAAGUACAACAAGAAAAGAUUCAGCCAGACUGCCAUCACGACAUAUCCUCUCGGUAUCCAGGCCGUAGCCAUCGUGUCGCAGAUUGGUGCUGGCAUGUUCAUUGACAGAACCGGCCAAAGAAUGCCGAUGAUUGUUCUGGCAUCGGUGAUUCAGCUUGUCACAGCUAUUCUCCUGUUGCAGCCUCACCUUUCGGAUGGUGGGGUCUUUACCGCACAUUACCUGAGUGGCACUUCGUUCAUCGUCAAUCCUGUCAUGUAUGGAUGGGCCAACUCGAUCCUUACUAGAACGGGUGACGAUGCAGUCAGAUCAGUCACUCUUUACACUAUGGCCCUUAGUGGACAGACCCUCUACACUUUUUGGGGCUUGAUAUUGUACCCUGCAACAGACGUUCCAUACUGGAAGAAGGGAGCCAUAACCAUGGUAGUCGUUUGUUUCGCAUAUGUCGCCAUUGGCUAUGCUGUCAAAAAGCUUGAUGAUAAAACGAGACCGAUCACUUCGGAUGUCACUGACGAAGAAGCAUCCGAGGUCGUUGUAGAAAAUCAGAUGACAAAAGUUGGAUAG
Messenger RNA from Aureobasidium melanogenum CBS 110374, 1407 nucleotides. Its product is annotated as MFS general substrate transporter. Gene Ontology annotation, molecular function: pantothenate transmembrane transporter activity. Gene Ontology annotation, biological process: pantothenate import across plasma membrane. Gene Ontology annotation, cellular component: plasma membrane. The coding region runs from base 1 to 1407 and encodes 468 amino acids. The transcript has 5 exons. The record is from RefSeq and is a predicted model, not a curated record. NCBI's taxonomy places the organism in Eukaryota, Fungi, Ascomycota, Dothideomycetes, Dothideales, Saccotheciaceae.